Molecule: messenger RNA, 3998 nt
Organism: Dicrocoelium dendriticum
Lineage: Eukaryota; Metazoa; Platyhelminthes; Trematoda; Plagiorchiida; Dicrocoeliidae
Source: the annotation of a GenBank genome assembly
UGGGACUCCCUGUGUCAACUGAUGGAGGUUCAAGUUAAACCAGUCAGUAUGAUGCGUCUCGUCCGUCACCCAAACUCCAUACACUAUGGUGAUCCACGUUUACUCCAGGUAACACUACAAUCAGCUAAUGAUGCAGAGGAAGUUCUCUUGUCAGCUACUCGCCUCCGUACCACAUCAUGCACAGUUCGAAUCUUUCCAGAUGUUCCUUGGAGCGAACGUCAAAAACGCAAACAAAAUCCGGACGACUUCCGUAAACGACAAGACGCCAAAUCUGUUCUUGUUCACGGUGUCCCCGAGCUCAAGACCUCAAGCGAUCUAGAGGCCAAAGCGCAUGACUGGGAUGAAUGGCGUUUUAUUCGCGAACUGCUCUCACUCGAAAACGUUAUUGCUACUUCGACAUCAAGGUUACCACUCUCACCUAACUACAAAGGAUGUGGUCCCCGAGUGAUGAAAAUAUCGUUGCAUUCCGAAAUGAUGGUAGAAUAUGUGAUCAAUACGUGGCGCAAAAUGCGUCAAAUGCUACCAUCCGAAAUACGUAUAAAGACGAUGGGCACUGAACCACCAACAGGCCAUGUCACACUGAGCAAGCAACGUACCAAUACAAUUCUGCCGCCAUGUAGCUCAGACCAGAGACAAUGCCAAAACACGCUGCCGGCUGAAGGGGGACAAGUUGGUCACCCACUUGUUGGCGCUGAGAGCUCAAUACAACGACCUGAACUGGCCCUAGGGUCUGCAGCAUCGGUCCUACAAAAAAACUACCGGCAGCCGACCCCACAAGGGUCGGCGUAAACUCCAACCGAAAACCAGAAUCUACAAACACUCUUCUAACCACCGAUGCCCUCACCUGCUUCUAUACUAAUGCACAAGGUCUUCUCAGCAAGCUAACCGAACUUCGAUUUCGCCAGGUCUCCACGCCCUGGGACCUAGUUAUGGUCACCGAAACCUGGCUGAGCACGGAAAUCGCGGAUGCCGAGAUUGCGCUACCUGGCAUGAGUUCCUUACGAAAAGAUCGGCCUAGCAGAGGAGGCGGAGUGCUUUUGUAUUAUCGAUCCGACCUACAUGUUGAGAUCAUUGAUGACUCAGAAGCAAACAUCAACGAUUCUCUUUGGUGUCGUAUGCACCUGAGACGUGGCGAUGUGUGUUUGCUAGCAAUAGUUUACCGUCCUCCAAUGUCUACCUUGGAAAUGGAUCAAGGCCUUGCUGCUGCGAUGAAACGAGUAUUGACACGUCCACACAGUCACGUUCUUCUGGUGGGGGACUUCAAUCUGCACGCACUCGAAGUUCCAGCAUCGCCCAGCGAACAGUUCAAGGCUGAUUUGCAAGAACUGAUUACCGAUGUACCACUGUAUAACAAUGUCACCUCCCCCACUCGUUUCAGAACGGGUGACACCCCCUCUGUCUUGGACCUUGUGCUCACCAACGAGGAACUAAUGAUUGACACCGUUACCAUAGCUACACCACUAGGUCGUAGUGAUCACGCGACGUUGCACUUUCGUUACAUCUGUUAUUCGGAGUACGUUAGAGAGAACGACGAGGAAACUUAUAUGGUUACACAUUACGACAUCUUGUCUAACCUUGUUCAAGACACCAACUGGUCCUUCCUGACCGAGAAUCCGCCCGAUGAGGCUUGGAUGGUGUUUGUCACCAAAUUCACUGAGCUAGUGGCAAAUGCAUCAGAACGCAAGGCCUUUCGCCCGAAGCAAGUGGAUUCGUUCCUAAGAAGCCGUACGAGAAAAUCUAUGGCCUUAAGGGAUUCGGCCUGGCACGCUUACAAAGUUUGCCCAAGUAAUCUGACCUGGGGAGUCUACACAACUCAACGAAACCACUGCGUCAAGUUGAUUCGCGAAGACAAACUCCAGCACCAACAGAACUUAGCGGCGAAAUUCAGCAAAAAUCCAAAGCUGUUGUAUAGACAUAUCAACAAACUCCGUAGAGUGCAGCGCGGGAUCCCGGUCUUGCGUGCAACAGAUGGUCAUGCGCAAACUGCACAGGACGCGGCCAACGUGUUUCGUCAACACUUCCUCCAUACUUUCCGGAGUGAACCAUCCCUUCACCCGAUUUUGACAGAGCUCUCACCGUUCCCAGGUUUACACAACGUAUCGUUCACGGCAACCAAUGUGUUGAAAACGCUAAUGUCGUUGCGUGUGCACAGCUCGCCAGGCGUAGACGAUAUUAAACCGAAGGCGUUGAAGGCAGCGGCCCUAAACAUUGCCGAACCAUUAGCUCGGUUCUUUCAACGUUGUCUUGACGAAAUGCUGAUUCCCACAAUGUGGAAACAUGGGCUAGUCACUCCCAUUUACAAAAGCGGUAAUCGUGCGGAGCCGUCGAACUACCGUCCAAUCACUCUCCUCCCAGUUUUAUCCAAAGUAAUGGAACGUAUAAUUGCGGAGGCGCUGAUGGGAUAUCUGGAGAACAACAAUAUCAUAGUGCCACAGCAACACGGAUUCCGCCGAAAUCGAUCCUGCACUACAAACUUGCUGCUGGCCCGAGCAAGCUGGACGGAGUCAGCUGAUGCUAGAUUUGGAGUCGACGUUGUCUACCUGGACUUCUCGAAGGCGUUCGAUCGUUUGGACCACCGCAUCCUCCUACACAAGCUUCGAGGCUACGGAAUCGGUGACCCUGUGCUUGGUUGGAUCGCCAACUUUCUCACUCAACGUCAGCUGAAUGUGAGAGUCCGCAGCUCCAUGUCCGACCCAAUUGACGUCCAGUGCGGUGUGCCACAAGGGUCAGUACUGGGGCCACGUUUAUUUUUAACAUUCAUUAACGACCUUGCCAGUGUACUACAGUCGAACUUCUUGCUGUUUGCAGAUGAUGUCAAAAUUUGGCAUGACAUCCGGACAGAGGACGAUCACACAACACUGCAGAGCGAUCUGGACAGGGCGUACACUUGGUCAUCCGAAAACAUGCUCCACUUCAAUGUCGCCAAGUGCAAAGUCGUGAGCUUACGCCACCAGCUCAUCCAUGAAUACUUACUCGGGGACCAGCCGUUGCAACAUGCUUCCCAGGAAUGCGACCUCGGAGUGAUCGUGCAGGACGACCUUGGCUGCUCCAGACAAGCUGAAAAGGCAUCGAAAAGGGCCAGUCAACAUCUCGGACUCUUACGGAGGGCUUUCGGAAAUUUCGAGCCAUCUGUAUUUCCGCAAAUGCUGAGCGCUUACGUGAGACCCCACGUGGAGUAUGCGAUCCAGGCCUGGCGUCCCUGGCGCAAGCGCGACAUCAGUGCACUUGAAGCUCCACAGCGUAGAGCAACGAAGCUCGUCAGAGGCCUGUUUCACAUCCCCUACCAACGCAGACUGCAGUCUCUGGGAUUGUACAGUGGUGAAUAUCGUCGUCACCGAGGAGACCUCAUCAUGGUCUACUUAAUACUGAUGAAUCCAAAUCACCCAUGUCGCAGUCUCUUGCAGCUGAGCCAAAAUACCAACCUGAGAGGUCAUCAGCUCAAACUGGCUACACACUACAGCCGACUUGAUUGUCGACGAAACUCUUUCUCACUCCGUGUGUCCCGUGCUUGGAAUGCGCUCCCCACUCACGUCGUCCUUGCCCCCACAUUGGCACUAUUUAAAAAACGCCUAGAUGACACACUUUCCAACUUGCAUUAUUUGGCAUAGCACGUCCUAUUCGGAGGACGAAAUAACGAGACCCAAACCAUGAGGUUACUGACCCUCCCCGCAAAGUGGCGGUGAUGUUACAUACAGAAGUGUCCCAAUGAGCGACAUGGAUGUAUACAAACUGGAGUAACGUACCACAUCUCUCAACGGAAGCAACACACGAGUGAGCGUUAUCCGUUCCUUUGAUUUCUUUUCCCACAUUUGCUGUAAUAUAACAGCUCUACUUUGGGUGCAGACAUCCAGUCCAUACUUCAAACUAUCAUUAUGUAGAGGCUUAAAAAACGAUUUACUUGUUCGAUUAUCCUUCCAUUUUAUCUAUUGCUCCAACCACCCUACGGGACCUGUCAAGCAUAUGCUUUUUUACCCGUUAUAAAUCAUUGUUCAUUGUUC